CUAGGCCACGUGUGCCAGUCUGUCAGGCCGGUCCCGCCCCGCACCGUCCCUGCCGCUGUGCUGUAGUGCUGUUGUGGUGCUGUGCUAUUGUGGUGAUGUGCUGCUGCGGUGCUGUGCUGCUGUAUUUGAGUUUUUACGACUAACCAACAAGCACAAAACCAUAUAUCUGUAUCUUAAACUGGUCUUCCUUGGCAAUACGACCAACGCUGUAAUGCUGUGAUUCAAUAUCAACACAACAACCCAGAUAACCAUAUGAUACAGAAAUCGGAUGCUAACACAACAUUGCCAUCAGUUCCGACAUUGAAAUCGCAGUGAACCGGUGUGCGAGUGAUGGUGGGGAGAGUGGCAUCGGCUGGGCACUUCCUAAGGCGAGAUUUGGGUCUCACACCUGCAGCGGGGAGGGGAAGGUGGACAACACACUCAUUUUAGAAAAGCAUGGCGGGAGGGCGCGGGAGGCGUGGGGGUGCGUGUGAGUGGCUGUGCUCGGUGCGGAGGCGGACGUGGGUGGCGGUGGUAUGUGGCUGCAUCUUCGUCCUGCUGUACGCCUUCCAAGACUCGCCGGAGAUGGUAGUGUGUGGAUGUGACUGGAAGGUGAAGACUGAGGAGAGGGUGGCGAAGUACCUGCCUAGCCUUAUGGCCCAGGAGAAUCCCUCGACUAAGAGAACCAUACUGGAGGAGGCCGAGGCGUCGCACCCGUCCCUGGCGCUGAGUUUCCUAGUGGGGCAGGAGAAGCGGGGUUUACGCUGCCACAACACCCCGGGACUUUUCAGCGUGAGACACAACAACGAGGUGUGGCAGAAGGCCGUGAUCAAAGGCGUUACCUUCCUCAUCUACGGGGCUUACUUUGAUCAACGGGAGGUGGAGAAGGGAGCCGCGGUCAGGGUGCUGGUGGUGGCAGACUCCCCGAAUCCACCGCUGCCCAUAUGUCAUCUGUGGUACGAGGACGACCUCACGCCCACCGCCUCCACGGCCGAGAAAAUAGAUUACCUACACUGGCAAGACCGGGUGAGCGGCGCGUGGCUCCCGUACCUGGUGACCUGCCGAGCUGGACAUGACCUUCGAGGCGUGCCCAGGGUAGCGGCGCUGGUGGGGCACUCCUGCGGGCCCGCCACCAACGCCCUGCGAAUACAUCAGGAGGAGGAGGUGCCGAAGAGGGACCUGGCGCUGUGUCAUAAGUUCCUUUUCGACCCCACCCAAGACUACUCCAAGAGACUGGUGGAGUGGCUGGAGGCGGCCAGGGCGUGGGGAGUGGACGAGGUGACUCUCUACGAGGCGUCGGUGCACCCCAACGUGAGGGCGGUGCUGCGAUACUACGAGAACGAGGAGUUCAUCCAGGUGUUGCCUUGGCGCAGCCCCGGAGAUCAGCCCUCCCUGGGCCACCUGUACCGCGCACUCUACGACACUCAGCGGUACACUCUCUUCACCGCCGAGAACAUCCCCUACACGGACUGUCUGCUGCGCCACGUGGCCACGCACCGCUUCAUCGCCGUGUGGGACAUGGACGAGUUCAUCGUGCCCACAAAAGAGUCGUCGCUGCCCGCCAUGAUGGCAGCCACCCAGGUCCUGGCCCACAAACAAGGUCAGCACCCCACUUCCUACCUGGCGCCCUGCACUUACUACUUCGAUGACGAGGCGGAGGAGGCCACGGAGGACCUGCCUGAGUACCUGCACCUCAUGCGUCACGUGACCCGCACCGUCAAGAUGGCCCCUCCGAGAGUCUUCACGAAGGCGGUGCACGACACUUCGAGGGCGUUGGGUCUUCACGCACACUACGCUCUCCUAAACCUCAAGGGACCCAUAGACCGCAGUCGUGACCUCUACUAUUUGUACCCGGCCACCGAGGGGUACCUGGGCCACUAUCGCCCCAAGUGCCAGGGCGAGGACCAGACUGAGUGCCAGGAGAUGUACCGCCCCUACCUUACGCGGGACACGACCAUGUGGAAGUACCGACCGGAAGUGACCAAGAGGACGAAGGCGGUGCUGGAGAGCCUCGGCCUGCUGCCCUGACCCACGACCCCUCCACCCUCACAACACUAAAAAUUAUCACUCUCCCGCCUCACUCAAGUCAUCCUUCUUCCAUCCCCACGAAACUGCGGCCAGUAUUCGCAGACAUUUCGGGGCUUGCAAACCCACAUUUGAUAUGGCUUUGGUAGAUGUUGUGAGUAUUUCCAUGGGUAGUAUUAUGAGCCUAGUGAUAAUUGGACAAGGCUUCUGCACCACGAAUGUGAAAAACACCAAUGAGAACAGGACUAAAUCUCCUUUGUGGCCUUUUGAAAUAUUUGUUUUGAGAGUCGAAAGCGUUUACGAAUACGGGCCUAUAAUUUAUCACCCUUUCUUCACCCUCAAGCCAUUCUGUCACCCCUCACGACACUGUCUCCUCUACCUCCCCCUUACGUCACUCUCCCUCUUCCUCCACCCUCAUUAUAUUCUCAUUCUAAACUUUCUUCAGCCUCAUUCGUUACAUUACUUCGUCCUCUUCACAUCAAAGUUGACUCUCCCUCUUCCACAAGCUCCCAUUCUUGCUAUUGCUGCCUGUCAUACGUGUGCCCUGACGCAGCAUCUGAAGAAACACUCAGUCCAAUGCAUUUUCAUCUAUAUGCUGCUCUACGCUCCUCCCUCUGCCUCAAAGCGCCUUCCCUUCUUCAGCCCUCGUCCGCCAUUAACACAUAUUCACCCCCGUAAUUAUUUCAUUUUAGAAAGGUGAAUUAUAUAUAUUUUUUAUGCAUCUAAUAACAUAUUCAUUCUGGUCACAUACUUAUUACUAUACAAAUUUCAUUUGAAAAAUUUCUUUGCAUGUUAUUAAUAAUUCAUCAAACACAACAAAGUAUUUUUAAUAAGUGAUUCGGAACAAUCCUUAAAAUGCUAACGUACUUCAGAUUUAUAUCAGAAAAUAUAAAAUUUCAACACUGAACGUUCACUAACAAAUAUACAUCAUCAGAUUUCUAUUUAUAUCUCAUCGACGGCUUUGGUUCCGCCGCGUGUGUCAUCGCGGGGCCGUCGACAGUGACAUCACCACUGCCCGAUGCAGUGAAGUUUUGCUGAGUCGCGAGAGCCUCAGUUAGGGAUUCGAGACAACGCGAAAGAAGUGAAGCGAUGGAGCUGAAGGUCACUCACGCCUGAGAUGAAGGUUUGGUGAAACUGAAGGCAUGCUUUCCGCCGCCCGCGUGUGGCACAUCACCGCGACUCACGUGGUCGGGAAUCAACCCAUAAAGGAGCGGAUGACGCAUUACUGUAAAAAAAAUCUUACCCUGUCUUUGUGAUGAAGAGGAAGAGCUCGAGCGGGAUUAAGAUUUGAGAUUCGAUAAAUUGCCAAUUAUCAACAUUACCACUGCCUCCUCAUUUAAAGAAUUACAGCACAAAUUUGACGUUGGUACACAGCUUAUCAAUUUGUCAGUACCAAAGUACAAUAGUAUAAGUACUAUAUGCUCCACCGCUUGUUCAACACCUGACGAGCGCACUAUUUUUAUGUUAUCAUAAUAAAGAAUAUUGAUUAUUA
This is a messenger RNA of Eriocheir sinensis (Chinese mitten crab), 3496 nucleotides long. RefSeq lists its product as uncharacterized. Bases 436 to 2007 code for a protein of 523 amino acids. NCBI's taxonomy places the organism in Eukaryota, Metazoa, Arthropoda, Malacostraca, Decapoda, Varunidae. The record is from RefSeq and is a predicted model, not a curated record. The transcript has 8 exons.